UCCUCUUCCCUUUCCCUCACCCUUCUCUAAACCUCUCUCUCUCUCUACAAUUUUAUGAGCCAUGGUCAAACCUGGAACUCUCACCAAGCUAAAGUCAGCCAUGAAACGAUGGCCCUCGAUCGCCAAGCUCGGCCGAAGCUCUAGCUCAGUAUCGGUUGCCACGGUCUACGUCGGUAAGUCCCGACGACCCUAUUUCGUUAGGCUCGAUGUCAUAGCACACCCUUUAUUUCAAGAGUUGGUUGACAAGUCGUCACCGGACGAAGGUGGUGCGGUGGUGAUCUCUUGUGAAGUUGUCAUGUUCGAGCAUUUGUUGUGGAUGUUGGAGAAUUCCGCAGCGCAAUUGAGCUCGACAGAGGAACUCGUCGAGUUUUAUACUUGCUGACUUCGCGACGGUGACGGGGAAUGAAAUCCAUAAUCCGAAGUCGAAUAACUUAAUUACGGUGUAAAGAUGUUGGUACCUAAAGUUUGUUCAGAAGUUGAUGGUUGCUGGGAUGUUUUUUUUUUUUUUUUUUUUCGCUAAGUUUGUGAUAAUUAAUCAUUGUUAAUUAUAAAAUAUAAUUCAAGA
Molecule: messenger RNA, 565 nt
Organism: Cucurbita moschata (crookneck pumpkin)
Lineage: Eukaryota; Viridiplantae; Streptophyta; Magnoliopsida; Cucurbitales; Cucurbitaceae
Exons: 1
Coding region: 62-382 (106 amino acids)
Biological process (GO): response to auxin
Source: RefSeq, a predicted model, not a curated record